UGGAUAUUUCCAGAGAGUCUGAGGCAGGAUCGCUGCACUGUCAGCUACUCCAGCAAGGUGAGAGAGAGAACAGUGUUUAAAGGGAGCUCCACAAUGGAAGAGAGCCAUGAACUUGUUUUCUUCGUCAACGGACGCAAGAUUGUGGAGAAAAAUGUGGAUCCGGAAUUGAACCUUCUAACCUAUCUGAGGAGAAAAUUGGGUCUAACCGGAACCAAGCUCGGCUGUGGAGAAGGAGGAUGCGGCUCUUGCACUGUGAUGGUCUCCAAGUAUAGCCCUCUCGAAAAGAAGAUCCUACAUAUCGCUAUCAAUGCCUGCCUUGCACCACUCUGUUCCCUGCACCAUGCCGCUGUGACUACGGUGGAAGGAAUUGGCAGCACCACCACUCGGAUUCACCCGGUCCAGGAACGGAUAGCCAAAUCCCACGGCUCCCAGUGUGGAUUCUGCACCCCCGGAAUUGUCAUGUCCGUGUACACUUUAUUACGGAACAACCCGGAUCCCACGAUGGAGGAGAUUGAAGACACCCUCCAAGGAAACCUGUGUCGAUGUACAGGGUACAGAGCCAUCCUCGAGGGAUUAAGCACCUUUGCUAAACCAUUGAACUGCUGUGGUCAGAGUGGGAAAGAAAACGGCUGCUGUAAGGGGCAGUUUGGAGCUAAUCGUCUAGGACCAUCAAACUGCUGUGAUCAGAAUGGGACAGAAAAUGGCUGCUGCAAGGGGCAGUUUGGAGUUAAUCCACCUGGGAUGUCACCCAGGCUUUUCGAACCAUCAGAGUUUAAACCUCUGGAUCCCACUCAGGAGCCGAUCUUCCCCCCAGAGCUCCUGGAAGUGACAAAGAUGAUGAAAGAGGGUAGGGCGGUGGAUGUUGACUAUAUGGUCUUUAAGCGUUGUUUCUCAUGUGCACACCUUGACUGUUUUGAAGGGAUAAUGUUCGGGGCUGCCUGUAAUCUGACCUACAUUGGGAGUGUGCUGAAACAGGCCAUAAACCAGCUUCCCAGUUACAAGACUGAGGUUUUCAAGGCGGUAUUGGAACAGCUGCAUUGGUUCGCAGGACAACAGGUCCGGAAUGUUGCUGCUGUCGGAGGGAACAUCAUGACCGCCAGCCCUAUCUCAGACCUCAACCCUGUGUUCAUGGCCUCUGGCUGUUUGCUGACCUUGUCCUCUGAAGGUGGCAACCGUGUUGUGCGAAUGGAUGGAGAUUUCUUCACGGGCUACAGGAAGACUGUGGUGAAGCCUCAGGAAGUAUUGAUUUCCAUCGAGAUCCCCUACACAAAGAAGGGGGAGUAUUUCUCAGCGUACAAACAGGCCCAAAGAAGGGACGAUGAUAUCGCAAUUGUGAACUGCGGGAUGAGAGUGGCUUUCAAGGAAGGCACCGACAUUGUGGAAGAGUCGGGACUGAGUUACGGAGGCAUGGCUCCUACCACUGUGUUUGCGAAGAAGACAUGUGCACUGUUGCUUGGAAAGAAAUGGAAUAAGACGUUGCUGCAGGAGGCCUGCUCACAGCUCGCAGGUGAACUCACUCUCUCGCCCUCUGCCCCCGGUGGCAUGGUACAAUUCCGACGCACCUUGACCCUCAGCUUCUUCUUCAAGUUCUACCUCAGCGUCCUCCAGAAGCUUCGGCAAGACUUCCAGAACGAUAUCCAAGUUGAAUCCAUACCUCCAGAUUACGUCAGUGCCACGGAAUUAUUCCACAAGGAUCCACCUUCAGCAGUUCAACUGUUCCAGGAAGUGCCUCCUAACCAGUGCCCCAUGGAUGUAGUCGGACAGCCACUGCCCCAUCUGUCAAGCCUCAAACAAGCCACCGGGGAGGCCCUUUACUGUGACGACCUGCCCUGCUUCGAGAAGGAGCUCUACCUGGCUCUGGUGACCAGCACUGAAGCUCACGCCAAGAUAAGUUCAAUUGAUACAAGUGAAGCCCUGAAGGUUCCUGGAGUGACGCACUUCCUCACAGCCAAGGAUGUCCCUGGGAGCAACCAAACGGGGCAGAUCUUAAUGGAUGAGACAGUGUUUGCUGAUGGAGUGGUCACUUGUGUAGGACACGUCAUUGGGGCAAUUGUUGCUGACACAGAGAUUCAUGCCCACACAGCUGCGAAAGCAGUAAAGAUCACGUAUGAGAAGCUUAAACCUAUCAUCACCAUUCAGGACGCAGUCACCCAUAAUUCGUUCCACAUGCCUCCGAGGAAAAUUGAGAAUGGAAACAUCGAUCUUGGAUUUGCAGAGUCAGAUGACAUAAUUGAGGGAGAAAUGUACAUUGGUGGCCAGGAGCACUUUUACCUGGAGACGCAGUGCACUGUGGCUAUACCCAGGGGCGAAGACGGUGAAAUGGAACUCUUUGUGUCAACCCAGAGCCCUUCUCAGAUCCAGACCCUCGUUGCUCAUGCACUGGGUGUCCCCGCCAACAGGAUUGUUGUUCGGGUGAAGAGGAUAGGAGGGGGCUUCGGGGGCAAGGAAACACGCAGCUGGCUGCUGUCUACCGUCGUCGCAGUCGCAGCUCACAAGACAAAGCGACCUGUUCGAUGUUCACUGAACCGUGAUGAGGACAUGUUGGUGACUGGAGGAAGAAAUCCUUUUCUGGGCCGCUACAAGGUCGGAUUUCAGAAGAACGGGAAGGUUGUAGCUUUGGACCUCAAGCUCUACUGUAAUGCUGGAAAUAGCCUGGACAUUUCAUCUGCUGUCAUGAAUCGAGCCUUAUUCCACAUGGACAACGCAUACAAAAUCCCCAACGCACGGGUGAUCAGCUACAUCUGCAAGACCAACCUGACUUCCAACACGGCGUUCCGCGGAUUUGGAGCGCCGCAGGCAAUGCUGAUCGCGGAGUGCUGGAUGAAUGACAUUGUUGCAAAGUGUGGGCUGCCUUCUGAGCAGGUGCAGAGGCUCAACCUGUACCAGGAAGGAGACAUCACCCACACCAAUCAAAAGCUGGAAGCAGUCAAUAUCAUAAAAUGUUGGGACGAAUGUUUGGAGAAUUCAUCUUUCCACAGCAGGAGAAAAGCAGUGGAUGAUUAUAACAGGCAACAUUGCUGGAAGAAGAGAGGGCUGGCCAUUAUCCCAACCAAGUUCGGGAUAAGCUUCAAUGCCAUAUUCUUGAAUCAGGCAGGAGCUUUGGUCCACAUUUACACUGAUGGCUCAGUCCUUCUGACUCAUGGUGGAGUUGAGAUGGGACAAGGCCUCCACACAAAAAUGGUUCAGGUUGCCAGUAAGGCUCUGGGAAUUCCAGUUUCUCGGAUUCACAUCUCGGAGACCAGCACCAACACUGUCCCGAAUACCAGUGCAACAGCGGCUUCUGUCGGAUCAGAUCUAAAUGGAAUGGCUAUUUUAAACGCAUGCCAAACCCUUCUGGAGAGACUCCAACCAUUUAAACUCGCCAAUCCGAAGGGGACCUGGGAACAAUGGAUUUCUGCAGCCUAUAUGGAGAGAGUGAGCCUGUCAGCGGCAGGAUUCUACAGGACUCCUGAUCUGAACUAUGACUGGGAUAAGAACGAAGGAAGGGCGUACAAUUACUACAGUUAUGGUGUGGCUUGCUCAGAGGUUGAAAUUGACUGUCUCACUGGCGAUCACAAGAACCUGCGCACUGACAUCGUCAUGGAUGUGGGGAAUAGCCUGAACCCAGCUGUGGACAUUGGUCAGGUGGAAGGAGGCUUCAUGCAGGGUCUCGGGUAUUUUACCCUGGAGGAACUACGGUACUCACCAGAGGGUGUCCUGUACACCCGUGGACCAGGAGCAUACAAGAUUCCAUCAGCUGGCGAUAUCCCAAUGCAACUCAACGUAUCUCUCCUCCGGGAAUCUCCGAACAGAAAAGCCAUUUAUUCUUCCAAGGCUGUUGGAGAGCCCCCUUUAUUCCUAGCUGCCUCCAUUUUCUUCGCAAUCAAAGACGCCAUCGUUGCAGCAAGAGCAACCUCUGGGAAGACAGGCCCCCUUCGCCUCAACAGCCCAGCAACACCAGAAAGGAUACGGAACGCCUGCAUUGACAACCUGACAGAGAUGUGUCCUCCUGCAGAUCCAGGGACCUUUACACCUUGGAAUAUUGAAGUGUAAUUGUACCCCAUCAGACAAUUUCCUGUUUCCUGAAAGCCCCUCAGUGGAAUAUAACAUGGUAGGGUCUACCCCACUCCUGUGGCGCCGAUCCCUACCCUGUCUAGCCCUACUCCAUCUUUUAGAAAAUGACUCUACAUUGCACUCAAAUUUGACCAGCUGGUGGCCAUUCAGUGGAUAAUUUUACACAUUGCACACAGAUGACAGUUCAUUCAAUAUUUAAGUCAAAUGAUUCAUCUGAAAAUUAAUCCAACUACUGCCUGGAAAAGCAAAAUGGUGAUUAUUUUUUCAACUAAUAAACUGAAUGACUUGCAACAUGACAAACGUGGGCUGGCAGAGUGGUGCUGGAAGAGCACAGCAGUCCAGGCAGCAUCCGAGGAGCAGCAAAAUCGACGUUUCGGGCAAAAGCCCUUCAUGAGGAAU
Molecule: messenger RNA, 4452 nt
Organism: Chiloscyllium plagiosum (whitespotted bambooshark)
Lineage: Eukaryota; Metazoa; Chordata; Chondrichthyes; Orectolobiformes; Hemiscylliidae
Source: RefSeq, a predicted model, not a curated record